This is a messenger RNA of Penicillium daleae, 1539 nucleotides long. RefSeq lists its product as uncharacterized. The record is from RefSeq and is a predicted model, not a curated record. The transcript has 9 exons. The coding region runs from base 1 to 1539 and encodes 512 amino acids. Lineage: Eukaryota; Fungi; Ascomycota; Eurotiomycetes; Eurotiales; Aspergillaceae. Gene Ontology annotation, biological process: thiamine biosynthetic process. Gene Ontology annotation, molecular function: hydroxymethylpyrimidine kinase activity; phosphomethylpyrimidine kinase activity; thiaminase activity. Gene Ontology annotation, cellular component: cytosol.
AUGUCUGUCAAGCGAGUACUGGUCAUUGCAGGCUCCGACAGCUCUGGUGGCGCUGGCCUGGAGGCCGACCAAAGGGUAUUAGCUGCCCAUGGCUGUUAUGCUCUAACAGCUACUACGGGGUUGACUGCGCAGAACACGUUGGGCGUGCAGGACAUUUUCGUCGUCCCAUCAGAAUUCGUGAGAAAACAGAUCAAUGCAGGGCUGGAAGAUGUUGGCACGGAUGUAGUCAAGCUUGGGAUGCUCUCGUCCGCGGAGACAAUUGAUGUCAUCGCCGAGACAUUACAAGCCCACAAAGUUCCUGCCAUUGUGCUUGACCCGGUGAUGGUUUCGACCAGCGGAUCUCAACUCCUUCCGGAAAAAGCUGUUGAAGGUCUCCGACUCAAAUUGCUUCCUAUGACUACCAUUCUGACUCCCAAUAUCCCCGAAGCUCAGCUCCUCAUCAAAGAUUCUGGAUCUGAGGCACAUGAACCGGCAGACAUCAAUGAACUGAUUGAUUUAGCCAAGCGAAUCUGCUCGCUUGGCCCGAAAGCAGUUCUUCUGAAAGGAGGACACCUGCCGUUGACCAAGGACCACAAGGUCGCACGAACCCCUGAGGAAUCGACCACUGUGAUCGAUGUCCUUUAUGAUGGCGAGACUUCAACGACUACUUUGUUUGAGACCGACUAUCUGGUAUCCAAAAACACACAUGGGACAGGUUGCUCACUUGCCUCUGCAAUCUCGGCCAAUCUAGCCAUGGGUAAGGACAUGAUCCGAGCCGUUCGCAGUGCUGUGCGAUUCGUUGAGGCGGGCAUCAAGACCAGUGUAGACUUGGGUAAGGGCAGUGGGCCCAUUAACCACUUCCACUCCAUUUAUACUAUGCCAUUUGCACCUGGCCGCUUUCUCGAGUAUAUCAUGGAUCGCCCAGACGUUCAGGGUGCGUGGGAGAAGUUUACCAAACACGACUUUGUCGAAGGCAUGGGACAAGGUACACUCCCAGUCGAGCGAUUCAAGGAAUAUCUUGUACAAGAUUAUCUCUACCUGGUCCAAUUUGCCCGCAGCAAUGCCCUGGCAUCAUACAAGUCUUCAAACAUGGACUCAAUAGCAGCAUCUGCGCAAAUUGUCCUGCAUAUUAAGCGGGAGAUGUCCCUCCACCUGGAUUACUGCGCUUCCUUUGGGCUUUCAAAGAAGGAGAUGGAGGCUUCAUCUGAGACGAUCGCUUGCACAGCAUACAGCCGAUACAUUCUUGAUGUGGGCCAAUCCGAGGACUGGCUUGCCCUUCAGAUGGCUCUGGCUCCCUGCUUGAUUGGUUACGGUGCUAUUGCCAGGCGGCUACACUCUGACGGAAACACUCUUCGGGAUGGUAACAAAUAUUGGAAGUGGAUUGAGAACUAUGUCGCAGAUGACUACACAGAAGCCGUACGCCUUGGAUCAGCUUUGCUGGAAGGCCACGUGCAAAAGGUGUCGCCCAGUCGCCUGGAGGAGUUAAUCCGGAUUUUCAUCCGGGCUACAGAGCUGGAAAUCAGUUUCUGGGAUAUGGGGCUGAGCGACCAAAAGAAGUGA